Molecule: messenger RNA, 1277 nt
Organism: Microdochium trichocladiopsis
Lineage: Eukaryota; Fungi; Ascomycota; Sordariomycetes; Xylariales; Microdochiaceae
Exons: 3
Coding region: 137-1039 (300 amino acids)
Source: RefSeq, a predicted model, not a curated record
GUUAGAAGUUGUAAAGUACGAAUAUUAACACUUCCGUUGAUCCUCUACUUUGGCCGUGAUUCUCCAUCUCGUUACAUUCAAUCUAGAGGCAGCUGUCAGAACACUCUGUUGGACUGUCCGAACCCGCGAGCACACCAUGCGAGCUAUUGUCGCCCCUGCAUCACCGCAGACGGGGAAGGCCGUCAUUACCGCGCUGCUUCAGCAUACACCAACGUGUGAGGUGGUGGGCGUCUACCGAAAUCUUGGCAAGGUUCCAGCCGCGUUUGCCAAUCACCCGAGCUUCACAGCCGUGCAAGGUGAUGUUGCCGAUGGGCGCAGCCUCGACUUUUCCGGCUGCGACGUUGUCGUAACCAUCAGCCCUCCACAGUACAGCAGCACAACCGACCCAAUUGCCACGGCUAAACAGAUUGCAGAGAACGUCAAAGCCGCAGUUUUGAGGGCUAGCUCGGUGAAGCGGCUCGUGUAUGUCUCGACGGUUGGAGGGGAACAUGAGAGUGGAACUGGGGAGCUACUUACAAAUCAUGUGGCCGAGGAAACACUGAAGGAUGCGACCUCUGAAGUCGUCCUCGUUCGGUGUGCAUAUUUUAUGCAGAACUGGGCAUCAGCUAUCUCGACCGUAACAUCCGACACACCGCGGUUUUCGUCCGUCAUUACUCCGGAAGACUUCGAGAUCCCUAUGGUAUCAGUUAAGGACAUCGGUAAGGUCUGCGCAGCAGAAGCCACUGCAGUUGGCGCUCCGCUCGACGUGCAUCCUUACGUCUUUGAGCUUCAUGGUUCUCAGUGGUACUCGACCAACGACGUCAAGAAAGCUUUCGAGGAGGUGAUACAGAAGCCUGUGCACGUGGACUUGGUCACGCAGGACGAGCUUCGUUCCCAUUUUGGUGCUUUCAUACCGCCCGUUGUUGCCGAUUCGUUUGUUGAAAUGACCCGAAGCUUUCUCCCUGGAGGAUGUGCGAUGCCGCGAAAGGAAGGGGACGGCGAAGUGAGACUAGGAACGGAGACGUUGGUCGACGCUUUCCGUGAGAUGUUGCAAGACUGAGACUCCCGUUUCUGACGAUGAUCACAUCUUCAGUAAGUUAGUUGAUUAUUCUAUUGGAUGCGGCUUGUCAACUUUGAGCGCUCCAGAGGCUCGUCCAGGCGUCCUUAGAGCUGUUCCUUGAUGGCGUAUGACCUCGAAUAAGCAGACUCAGUCAAUACCACUCGUUCUGAAGCUAUGGGACAUAUUGAUACAUUGAACACGAUUCGUGCUCUGAGGCUCAAAUGAAGUGGCAAUUAAG